AAACGAUACAACAAAAAAAGAAAUUAAAAAAAAAAAACAGAAAAAAAAAAACAAGAGCAACAACAGAGACAAAAAAAAAGAAUACAGCCAAGGAAGAAGGGAAGUUAUUGAGCCCCAAUGUAAGGAAUUCCUUUGACUUUUCUCCUGUACGCCAGAUAGAUGUGUGGACCACCAUCCUGCACGUAUAACAAUGAACGCUCAGCUGACCAUGGACUCUAUGGGAGAUCUGCAUGGGGUGAGCCAUGAGUCUGUUUCGGCCACCGCUGAUCUGAUGAACAACAGCCCGCACCACCGAGGCUCGGUAACCCACCGGAGCAACCAUCUGUCUGCCCACCCCAGGUCCAUGGGCAUGGCUUCCAUCCUUGACGGCGGAGACUACCACCACCACCACAGACCCCCAGACCAUGCUUUAACCGGACCCCUGCAUCCCACCAUGACCAUGGCUUGUGAGACCCCUCCUGGGAUGAACAUGAGCAGCACCUACACGACGCUGACCCCACUGCAGCCUUUACCCCCCAUAUCCACCGUAUCGGACAAGUUCCCCCACCACCACCAUCACCACCACCAUCACCACCCUCACCAGCGGAUACCUGGCAAUGUAAGUGGCAGCUUCACCCUGAUGAGGGAUGAUAGGGGUCUGACAUCUAUGAACAAUCUCUACACCCCCUACCACAAGGAUGUAACCGGGAUGGGACAAAGCUUAUCCCCAUUAUCUGGAUCUGGUCUUGGCAGCAUCCACAAUGCCCAACAAGGGUUACCCCAUUAUGCUCACCCCAGUGCCACCAUGCCCAGUGAGAAAAUGCUCACCCCCAAUGGGUUUGAAGCCCACCAUCCUGCCAUGCUUUCCAGGCAUGGGGAACAACAUCUUACCCCACCAUCUGCUGGCAUGGUGCCCAUCAACGGAAUCCCUCAUCACCCUCAUGCCCAUUUAAAUGCCCAGAGUCAUGGACAGAUUCUGGGUUCCAGCAGGGAGCAAAAUCCAUCUUCUGUGACUGGAUCACAAGUCAACAAUGGAAGUAAUUCAGGGCAAAUGGAAGAAAUCAAUACCAAAGAAGUAGCUCAGAGAAUCACCACCGAGCUCAAGCGGUACAGCAUCCCCCAGGCGAUAUUUGCCCAGAGGGUGCUGUGCAGGUCACAAGGGACCCUCUCAGAUCUUCUGAGGAACCCCAAACCUUGGAGCAAACUGAAAUCUGGCCGGGAGACCUUCAGGAGAAUGUGGAAAUGGCUUCAGGAGCCUGAAUUCCAGAGAAUGUCAGCACUGAGGCUAGCAGCUUUGGUACCCGCCGAUCCGGUUUUUCAGCACUCUGGACAGUUGUCUGCAGACUCCCUGGUUAAAAUCGGCUAUCCAUCACAAAGCUCCCAGUCUAAUCAUAUGUAUAAUAUGAUAGACCCUGGUCCUUUUAUUUCGUCUCAUUCAAUAACACUAAAUGAUGAUUCAUUUCUGUCAAGACAGAUGCUAAGUGAUAAAGCAUGUAAACGAAAAGAUCAAGAACACAGCAAAGACAGAGGGAACACGCCUAAAAAGCCAAGGUUGGUCUUCACAGACGUACAACGGAGGACACUACAUGCAAUAUUCAAAGAAAACAAGCGCCCAUCCAAAGAAUUGCAAAUAACCAUUUCCCAGCAGCUAGGGUUGGAGCUCAGCACUGUCAGUAAUUUUUUCAUGAAUGCUCGCAGGAGGAGUCUAGAUAAAUGGCAGGAUGAGGGAAGCUCGGGCAGCACAUCAUCUUCGUCAAGCACUUGUACCAAAGCAUGAAGGGAACACAAAAUUCCCCAGAAACUAAACUCUCGGUGAAAAAGCUUUAAAACAAAAGACAUGGACCUCAAAAUUGCAGGUUUAUACUUUAGAACUAUUUGAAAACCAAAAUUAUUUAUAAGAUCCAAAGAAACCAAAGACUAAUUUCUCCUGCAUGGUGACUUUUAUUCUUAGGACAUUUUCCAGGAGAACAACUCGCAAAAAAAUACCAAAAACAAAAUCAAAUAAAAACAAAACAACAAACCAAACUAAAAAAAAUAAAAUAAACAUUGAUAAUGAAACAAAUUCCACUGGCCUUACACCUUCAGCCAUCACCAUUAUCCUCACCGUAAUUUUGCUGUCUGCUGGUUUGGACCAUAGUGAUCUCUUGUUGUUGAAUGGAUUUUUUCUAAUUGGGUUCUUCAUUACCACCACACACUUACCAUGAAGGUGUAUGGUGUAUCAGUACUUUAUACAAACCAGUGGUAAGGGAACUUGGUCAUAACUUGUCUACAGGAUGGGAUGUGGUUAGACCAACCAAUCGUCUUAGUUUAUUGGAACUGAGUGUAUUUUAACUUGUGCUGUAUGAACGUAGCAGUUCCAAUAUUUGACUGUGCAGUUCAAGCUGUUGGCUGGCACCUAGACCUGUGCAUUCUCUUUGUUUGUUAAGGGUUGUAUAUCAAAUACAAACACAACAACCUCUCCCACAAACAAGACAUACAAUACCAAAGAACAUACUUAAUAGAUAAAUCCAGGUGUUUUAUUCCAGUGUUUUUAAUAUUCCAGUGAUAUUUUUACAUAACAUGUAUGAAGAAGUGUAGUUAUAUAUUAUUCUAAUUUCUUACUAAGAAAAAACAUGCAUUGUAAGUGGACUGUUAUUUGUAAGUGAACUUAAAAAUAGUCAUUUCUGAAAAAUCACAACUCUCCGCAAGGGGAAAAAUGUUUGACUUCAGCACAAAAAUCUUUAGAAUUAUAACAUUUAGUUAACAUUGAUUCUCCUAAAUAAUCUUAUUUUAAAUGUUUUAUUUCACAUAUUUUUUUCAGCCAUUCUCAAAUUAUAAUUUCAGAACAAUCAGUCAUUAUUUGGGGAACCAAUGAUUUGCAAAAUUAGUUUAAAUUAAUACAAACUUCAGAAGCUCCCUCCUAACAUUCAAUGCAUUAUUUAAUGUGUUCAAAUCAAUAAUAUUACAGUAUAGACUAGGAUCAUGCAAACUGCUUUCCUCCAUUUGUUGUUGGACAGAAACUCUCAGCAUUCUCAGUAGGCAUUGACUGAUGGCUGAGAUUAUGAGUUGAAGACUAAGAACAGUUGGAGGGCUAAGCAUCGAUCGACCAGGCCAAAUAUUCCUAGCUUAACCUUUUGUCUCUGAUUGCACAUCAACAAACACAAACCUGUUAUUGAUGAAGAUGGGUAAAUAAAUGCAAAUCCUUUUUAGAGAUAUGCCCUGCAUUCUGGACAACAUAUUAAUGCCAUCUCCCCUUUUCAGUCCUCUAUGAAUAAUUAUAUUUGUUUCCCCACAUAGCAAAGUGAGAUGGGAACUGCUCUAAAAUUUCAAGUUUUUGCAAUUAAUCUUUUUGGCCACUAUAUUGAAUUCUGGAUCAAGAGACUCAAUAUUAAAAAAAAGUCCUUUAAAUAGAUAUGUUUUCUGUUGAUGUACCAAAUCUAGUCCAUCUUCCCCUUUACCCACCUAUUUACUAAUUCCUCCAUGCUUCACCUAUAACCACCUAUCGGAACUGCUUGAAGCCAAUAUACAUCCCACAACGCUGAAUUAUUAGUGAAGUAAGAACAGAAUUCUAGUUAACGUUGGGUGAUGGAUUCCAGGUGAAUACAAAAGAGAGAGCCUUGUUUUCACCCAGUAUAUGCUAUUGUAUUAAACGUCACAAUUGUUAGACAUUUAGCAUAACUAAGGCCUCGAUAAGCUUUCCCAAUGAAUCAAUACUGUUGG
This is a messenger RNA of Pelobates fuscus (common spadefoot toad), 3678 nucleotides long. RefSeq names its product one cut homeobox 1 (gene ONECUT1). NCBI's taxonomy places the organism in Eukaryota, Metazoa, Chordata, Amphibia, Anura, Pelobatidae. Gene Ontology annotation, cellular component: nucleus. The record is from RefSeq and is a predicted model, not a curated record. Gene Ontology annotation, molecular function: DNA-binding transcription factor activity, RNA polymerase II-specific; RNA polymerase II cis-regulatory region sequence-specific DNA binding. Gene Ontology annotation, biological process: regulation of transcription by RNA polymerase II. The transcript has 4 exons. The coding region runs from base 191 to 1756 and encodes 521 amino acids.